AAAUGAGAUGAUUGAAAAGGUCAAGAUGUAUAAGAUAAUGCUGGAACGCAUUAUGCUUUUUUUGCGGCUUAAAAAGCAGGAUAUUCAACUUAUUCAUAAGGAAAAACUGGUCUCGGUUGAGAAGAACAUAAGUAAGUUUCUUAGUUCCAAUUUGGCACGCAGCAAGACUUCUUCUUCUCCACAGCAGGGGCAACUUCAUCAGUCUUCCAUGCAGCUUCAGCAACCACAAUCUCUUGGUGGUCAAACUAAUCCACCGAUGCAGCCCGUACAGGGUUCCAUGGAGGCAAUGCAACAGAGUUAUCUCACCAACUUGCAACAUUAUUCCUUGUCUGGCGUAUCGACAAUAUCCAAUUCUCAACAACACAUGAUAAAUGUGGUAAAACCUGGUUCCAGAUGGGAUUUGGGACAGGGUAAUUCGUUGAACUCACCGCAGCAGGUGGCUACUGGAUCCUUACAACAGAAUCCUGUUAACAGUCUUCAACAUGAUAAUAUAAGCUCAUUCAGUACACCAGGUGGAAUGAACCCUGUACAGGCAAACCUCGAAUCCCUACAGCAAAACUCAAGCGCGCUGCCUCAUUUACUUCCUACACAGCACGAGCAGCAAAUGUUGCAGAACCAACAAUUAACACCCCUGUGCAACCAGCUACUGAUGCAGCAACAACUUUUUCAAAGUCAGCAGUUAAUGAAACAUCAGCAAGCAAUGAACUCACCGCAGCAGUUAAUGCAACAGAAUAAUUUCACCAACUUGCACCAUGAUUCCUUGUCUGGCGUAUCGACAAAUUCCAACUCUCAGCAAGACAUGAUAAAUACAAUACAGCCUGGUUCCAAUUUGGAUUUGGGACAGGGUAAUUCUUUGAACUCACUGCAACAGGUGUCUACUGGCUCUUUGCAACAGAAUCAUGUUAACCGUCGUCGACAAGUUAACAUAAGAUCAUUAAGUCCACAAAGUGGAACUAACCCAGUGCAGGCAAACCUCGGUUCCCUACAACAAAAUUCAAACGUCCUGCAGCGAAUGUCACAGAGCCAGCAAAUGUUGCAGAACCAGCAGCUACUUUUGCCAAUACAGCAGUUAAUGAAACUGCAGCAAAUGCAAAUGAAAACAGGAAUUUUACAGAAACAUCACUUAAUGCAACAGCAGUCAGUUGGCCAGCGCGUUGGAUCUCAUCAUCCACAAAUGAAGUCAGGAAUAUCUUCACCUCAACUCCAUAAGGCACUAUCUCCUCAGGUUACCCAACAUCCUUCUCCGCAAAUUGACCAACAAAAUAUGUUGGCAUCUCUUUCCAAAGCUGGGACGCCUCUCCAAUCCGCAAGCUCACCAGUUGUUGUUCCAUCUCCUUCAACUCCCUUGGCUUCAUCUCCAAUGACGGGGGAUUCUGAAAAAGUUAGUGCUGGCCUUGCAUCACAUAACACAGCUGGAAAUACAAUGCAUCAACGAGCUACACUACCGAUGGAGUUUGAACCCUACACCUCUACUGUGGAAGGUAUGGAGAUUUCACCAACACCUUUAGAUUCUUCAGCUCAGACAGGAAACACAAAUGGAGCUGACUGGCAGGAAGAGGUUUACCAAAAGAUCAAGUCUAUGAGGGAGAUGUAUUUAUCAGAGCUCAAUGAUCUAUACUGGAAAACUGCUUCUGAAAUGCAGCAGCAUCCUCAACAUGAGAAAAUUGAAAAACUCAAGAUUUUCAAGAUGACGUUGGAACGCAUUGUGCUUUUCUUGCGGCUUAACAAGUGUGAGAUUCAACUUUCUCACAAGGAAAAACUGUUUUCGCUUGAGAAGUACAUAACUUUCUUUCUUAGUGGCAAAAGUCCGCACAACCCUACUUCUUCUCCAUUGCACGGGCAACUUCCUUAGCGUUCCAUCCACACAAGUCAGGCACAAGAUAUAUAUGCACAUCAGCCGCCUAUGUUGGAUUCCAGUUGGCAAGAUAUUACUUCUGAGCUUGAUAGAUUUCUGUGUUUGAUUGAUUAGAUGGUAGUUAUGAUGGAUUGUGUUAUGUAUGGAAUGGUUUUGGUACUUUUGGUAUUGAUAGAUAGAUUGGGUUGUAAUUUUGAUGGAUUGAGUUUUGGUACUAAACUUGAUGAGCGUUGAGCACACGAAUAAGGGGUUAUGUAAAGUACUCUUGAACCCAUGUGGAUUAUUUAAAGUACUCGUGAACCAACUUA
This is a messenger RNA of Solanum tuberosum (potato), 2163 nucleotides long. Its product is annotated as mediator of RNA polymerase II transcription subunit 15a-like. Bases 8 to 1852 code for a protein of 614 amino acids. NCBI's taxonomy places the organism in Eukaryota, Viridiplantae, Streptophyta, Magnoliopsida, Solanales, Solanaceae. Gene Ontology annotation, molecular function: transcription coactivator activity; chromatin DNA binding. The transcript has 5 exons. The record is from RefSeq and is a predicted model, not a curated record.